Molecule: messenger RNA, 2765 nt
Organism: Toxoplasma gondii ME49
Lineage: Eukaryota; Apicomplexa; Conoidasida; Eucoccidiorida; Sarcocystidae
Product: GAPM1a
Exons: 4
Coding region: 1290-2207 (305 amino acids)
Source: RefSeq, a predicted model, not a curated record
GAGGUUAUAAGCAGGGAACUAGAGAGCCAGCUGCAGCGUUCUGAAAUGUCUGCUUAUUUUUAGACUGUCGUUUUAGGCAGAAAAAAGAUAAGGGGAGAUUUACUUGAAACCAGCCGAGGGUGUACCUUUGAGAAAAACUGUAACGCUGUCACACCGCGCCCCCAACGCCGCUUAUGACCGGAGAACUCUUCUCACGGGGGUUCCUCAGUUCUUUGGGAUUAUCGCUUAACUCUGUGGUCUUGCUGAUACAUGACGCGCGAUUUCUGUGUGACAGUAACCCUUGAAGAAACUCGUCAGGUCUACUCCAGUAGUCUUUUCUCAAAGACAUUUUGUUCACUGCGGCAGCAUUUCACACCAUCCAGAGGGCACCCAAUCACCGGGUAGGAAAAAAGAUCGGUGAAGGGGGACGAGAAAUUAUGUUAUUUGCACGGGUGGAGGGCUUCGUAAAUGUGUGCUUUAUCUUCGUCCUGAACACUGGACGCCAUCGGUGGGAUGCUUCCUUCUGUUAAACAUUCACGCGCUUCGUCCCCAAUUAGCCGCAGUUAUUAGGUUCUCGUGCAGGAGGUACUCAAACCAGAGAGUGAAGACAUCGCUCAAGAGCUGGGAAACUGGUUGCAGCGUUUCGACACGUCACAAUUCGAGUAAGGAUCUUGGCAUAAUUUCGGGCACAACGAGAGCAGAGGGAUAUCAUCGGGGACUUCCCGCUUCCAGCGUUCUGGGGUGCCAGCUGUCUUGCCUGAUAAGAAGCACCUUUGCUGUGUAGAGACUGUCGCAGCAAACUCGAGGCAGAACAGUCGAUGUUUUCAGAGAUUCCGAACGCGAUUUCUGUCUUGGGAUUAAGCGGCGUCAAGUCGCAAGCAGGAAUUGACCGCUAGCCGUUUGCGGGAUUGGAAGUUGAGCAGGCCUUCGUGGCUGUUGCCGCACGCGCUCUGCGCGUGGGUCUCGCCAACACUUGGCAAGACAUUGCGACCUGUCGGGAAAGUGUGGACGUUUGGUUUCGAUUCACUGUCGACAGAAAAUCGCUGCUCUUCUGUUUCCGGACUCGAGAAAGUGUCUUGCUCGUUUCUGCCUUUGUCGCGCGAUUUCUCCGUCCUUUUACGGCAAACCUAAGCACGUUCAUGCAGGCCAGGAAGCUCUGCCCCUGGCGUCCUGAGAACUGGCGGCUGUUUCUGUACGGACUUUUCGUCGAACUUUCUCCUUCGUCCUGCGCGCCUUGCCGCAAAUCUUUUCGGUAACGAGGUUUCUCCGCGUCUUCCACCCUCGGUCCAGAAAAUCCCUUUUUCCGCAAAAUGUACUUCACCUACGUUGUGCGUCCGGGCGAGGCUCCGGAAGGCCGCGGCCCGCAGCUCGAACCCUUCUGGAACUUUAUGGUGAACUACAACUUGAGACUCGGGCUCCUCGUGCAAUUGUCUGCGUACCUUGGACUCCUUUUCACUAUUUCUGCCGGCGGAAAUGACGCACUUUCUCUCCUCAGCUUCUUCCGAGCCAGCCCCGAGGCCGUCGGGCAGAGCGCUGUGUGGGCUGUCCAGCUCUGCUGCGGACUCUUCAUCAUGGGAUCCCUCAUGACCAUGGCUUUCCAGUCUCUCGUCGACGACGACAGCAGCAUCAAGCAGUCUCGCGGCUACCGCUCGGGCACCAAGUUCCUUCAGUUCGGCUCGUCCCUCGCUGUCUUCGGCCUAAUCCUCACUCUCCUCGUCUUCUACGCGGCCAACUACUACUUCGAUGACCCCUGGAUGCAGAAGCAACUCGGCGCUGGCUCCACCUGGAUCACUUUCUUCGUCGCUCGACUCAGCGAUGCUUUUGCCUUAGUGUUCAUCGGCGCCGGAAUCUUCUUCCUCGAGGUCUACCACUCUGAAGGCGCGGGCGAGGCCUGGGGCUGGCUGUGUGCCCUCUGCUUCAAGCUCACCGCUCUCAUUGAGGUCAUCGGCCUGACUGCUUUCGGCACUGAUAGCUUCAAGGUCCUCGACGCCAUGUACACCAUCAUGCUGGGUGUUUCUCUGACCCUUGGCUUCGUCUGGGCUCUUCUGUUUGAGCCGGUUUCUCACCGCUUCGAUGUGAAACUCACUCAGUCCGCCAUGAGAAACGAAUACUACAAGUCGCGAAACGCCAUGGCUUACUAUGGCCCCGCUGUGGUAAACGCUGACGGAGAGGUCGAUAUCGCUGCUGCUGCGGAGCAGGCUCAGGCUUGCCUGUCCUGCAGAUCCUAAAGGCUAAUUAGCAAGCACUGGGAAAUGUGGUGAACAGGAGAAGCGACAGUAACUGGAGGCCGUGCUAAUUGUAAACGGCGCAAGCGAGAGACAUGGACAGCCAGGCAUAACGUGAACUGUGGGUGAAAGAAUAGUCCAGGACAAGGGAAUGACAGGGAAAAGAAAUGUUUUUGUAUAUCUUUGUGUUCUUCCAGCCCAAGCGAUCCAGUGCGUGGUUUGUCUUUAUCUCUGCGCUCCGUGAAGUUGGCCGACAAUCAAACUCACCCUGUUUCACCAACAUGUUCGCGUUUUAUAGUUUUUUUCGGGGAAAGGUGGAAAGUGUGGCUGUGAAGGAAACUAGCCUGUUAGUCGUGCAGACGAGCAAUGGCUUGUCUUGGGGAUGUGGACCGUUACCUGCACUUUACAAUACGAGGUUUUUUGGGUCAGCUCCGUGCUAUCGCCUCCAUGAGUUAAUCGCUGUCUCUUUUAACGCGGAACAGCACCGACACCAUCCGGUGGGCUAGUGCCACAACGGUUCUUAAACCUUCCGCCCGCGGUCUGACCGCGAGAAAAUACCCG